This is a messenger RNA of Fusarium tjaetaba, 792 nucleotides long. Its product is annotated as proteasome component C2. The coding region runs from base 1 to 792 and encodes 263 amino acids. NCBI's taxonomy places the organism in Eukaryota, Fungi, Ascomycota, Sordariomycetes, Hypocreales, Nectriaceae. Gene Ontology annotation, biological process: ubiquitin-dependent protein catabolic process. Gene Ontology annotation, cellular component: nucleus; proteasome core complex; proteasome core complex, alpha-subunit complex. The record is from RefSeq and is a predicted model, not a curated record. The transcript has 3 exons.
AUGUUCAGAAACAACUACGAUAACGAUUCCGUUACCUUCUCGCCCCAGGGCCGAAUAUUCCAGAUCGAAUACGCUGCUGAGGCAGUGAAGCAAGGUUCAGUCGUCGUCGGUAUCGCCAGCAAGACCCAUGCUGUUCUAUGUGCUGUCAAGCGAAACGCAGAGGAACUCUCAUCCUACCAGAAGAAGCUUUUCACUGUCGACGAACAUGCCGGUAUCGCCAUCGCCGGUCUUACUUCCGAUGCUCGCGUCCUCUCCAACUUCAUGAAGCAGCAGUGUCUAGGUCACCGACUCACCUACGGCCGUGCCAUUCCCCUCCGAUCCCUUGUCGACAUGAUCGGUGAGAAGGCCCAGAUGAACACUCAAAUGUACGGAAAGCGACCUUAUGGUGUUGGUCUGCUAGUUGCCGGUGUUGACGAGCGCGGUCCCCACCUGUUCGAGUUCCAGCCCUCAGGUAUGACAGAGGAGAUGCUUGCGUUUGCCAUUGGCGCGCGAAGUCAAAUGGCUCGAACAUACCUUGAGCGCAACAUCGACGAGUUCCCUGACUGCUCAAGGGAGGAGUUGGUCAAGCACGGUCUCAAGGCUCUGAAGGAGAGUUUGGUUCAGGACAAGGAGCUUACAGUAGAGAACCUUUCAGUCGGUGUAGUGGGCAUCAACACAAAGGACGGCAAGAAGAAGGUCGAGCCGUUUAAGCUCUACGAUGGAUUCGAGGUACAGCCAUGGAUCGAGAGCGUUGGCGAGGGUCAAGGAGGUGCAGAGGAAGGCGAGGGUGAGGGCAUGGAUGUGGACAGCUAA